AGAGCGGCUCAGUUCAGUGUAUGAGAAGUGCAUUGGGAGCAUCUUCUAAGCACAGCAGAGAGCUCCUGUGUGGGACAUAGAGGCUACAAGUGCACGACUUUGGGAAAAUUGCAGGAAAAAAUGGCACAGACAGUUACCCUUAAUGGCCCAUCUCCUUGGGGAUUUAGGCUUGUAGGGGGCAAGGAUUUCAGCACCCCACUGACUGUAUCAAGGAUUAAUCCCGGAAGCAAGGCCGCUUUGGCUAAUUUAUGCCCAGGAGAUAUUAUUCUGGAAAUCAAUGGGGAAAGAACAGAAAACAUGACUCAUUUAGAAGCACAAAACAAGAUAAAGGCUUGUUCUAACCACCUGAUGCUUUCCGUGAACAGGUGUGAUAGGAAGAUGUGGUCACCCAGUCCCACGAUCAGUCCCACAGAAGAGUUAAAAAAGCAGCCACGAAAAUACAGUCUGGAGGCAGAAUUACAGGAUAUUUUCCCAGGAGAAAACACUCAAAACAGAAGAUCGACACCUGUAUCACCACGAUGCAGCCCAAGUGAUGGGCGACCUCCUCUAAACUACCAGUACAACAACCCCUCCAGGCUCUACACAAAUAAUAACAACAAUAACGGAGACGCUAACUUAUCUUCACAUAUGGGCAGAAUCAGUAUUUCUUCCCCACAAAGUGCUGACCCCUUGAACUAUGUUCAAAGAGGCAAGAACGGAAUUGACAUUGAGUCAGAUGUGUACAAAAUGCUUCAGGAUUAUGAAGAACCUGUGUCUCAGCCAAAGCAGUCUGGUUCAUUCAAAUACCUGCAGGACAUGUUGGAAGCAGGAGAAAAUGGUGAGAAGCUGGAAAGGCCGGCCAGCUCAAGGAACAUAAAAUCACCAGUAUCUAAACUCAGCAGCCCUUUGCCUGGCUUACAGCUGCUCCCUCAGUGCACCAGAUGUGGAAAUGGGAUUGUUGGCACGAUAGUAAAGGCUCGAGACAAACUCUACCAUCCUGAAUGUUUUAUGUGCGAUGAUUGUGGCCUCAAUUUGAAGCAAAGAGGAUAUUUCUUCAUUGAAGAACAGCUAUAUUGUGAAACUCAUGCCAUGGAGAGAGUCAAGCCCCCAGAGGGAUAUGAUGUUGUUGCUGUGUAUCCAAAUGCAAAAGUUGAACUGGUCUAAAAGCUCUAUUUUGAUUAAAAUGUUCUCAGUACAUCACAGAGCAGUGCAUUCUGGGAUAUAAAUACAACAAAGUUGGUUUCACAAGACAAACAAUCUUAGCACAUAAUAUAUUCCUUGCCAAGAAAACAAUGCAAAACCACAAUAUAAAGGCUUCAGAAAAAAUGCAAUUUAGUCUUAAUGAUACAGGAAAAAUAUCUGGAAGGGUAAGCACAUGAAAUUGUUUAUUUGUAUAACGUUUUUUGUUUGUUGUUUUUCAUCCGCUCAAUAUCUUUGUUUUAAUGUUUAAUACGAGAGUUUGUGUGCAAUUUACAUUUUCGUAUCUGACACCAAUAGAAAUAUUUUGUAAAUAGUGAUUAAAACUGCAUAUUUUCCAAUAAAAACAACAUUCUUUUA
Messenger RNA from Bombina bombina (fire-bellied toad), 1536 nucleotides. RefSeq names its product PDZ and LIM domain 4 (gene PDLIM4). Gene Ontology annotation, cellular component: Z disc; adherens junction; stress fiber. The transcript is spliced from 7 exons. NCBI's taxonomy places the organism in Eukaryota, Metazoa, Chordata, Amphibia, Anura, Bombinatoridae. The coding region runs from base 121 to 1143 and encodes 340 amino acids. The record is from RefSeq and is a predicted model, not a curated record. Gene Ontology annotation, molecular function: muscle alpha-actinin binding; actin binding. Gene Ontology annotation, biological process: muscle structure development; heart development; actin cytoskeleton organization.